AUGGGAGGAAUGACCAGCGAAGGUUCGGUGGUGGAAAAGCAAGGCGAACCCUCUAUGAACGCCGAUGAGCUACGUCUAGCGCAAAUGGGCCACGCACAGGAGUUGAAGCGGCAUUUCAGCAUCCUAUCGCUGAUCGGUUUAGCAUCAACCACCACCAUCUCAUGGACAGGUCUCGGCUUGGGCAUUGUCACUGAGAUCAAUGCCGGUGGUCCCGGUGCCAUCAUUUAUGGAUUCAUUCUGGUCACCGUCAUGCAAUCCUUUCUAGGGGCCUCGCUGGCCGAGUUCGUGUCGAGUUAUCCUACCGAGGGUGGCAUGUAUCACUGGAUAGCGGCUGUGGCGCCCAAGCGGUACAGUGCAUUUUUGAGCUUUCUCACGGGCUGGUUGACAGUGUGUGGAUGGAUCUUUACGACUGCCUCGACGAAUCUAAUCUUUGCCCAAGUUGUCCAGGCUUUAUAUGCGCUUUAUCAUCCUGAUUUGACUUUUCAGGCUUGGGAAACAUUCGUCAUCUAUCAAAUUCUCAAUGCUUUGACGGCAGCUGUCGUCUUGUUCGGCAAUGCAAUUAUACCGGCCUUGAACCGAUUCUCUCUCUUCUACCUCCAAAUCGGAUGGCUGGCAGUGUUAGUGACGGUUGUUGCGUGCGCACCGACUCAUCGAGAUUCCACUUUUGUCUUUCAGACUUGGAUCAACAAUACUGGCUGGAAGAAUAAUGGGAUAUGUUUUAUCACCGGACUCGUCAAUCCACUGUAUAGUCUUGGGGGGUUGGACGGAGUCACUCAUAUCACUGAAGAGAUGCCGAACCCCUCUCGUAAUGCACCACUCGCCAUCGCCAUCACCCUCUCUAUCGCCUUCGUCACAGGACUCACCUACUUGGUCGGUCUCAUGUUCAGUGUGCAAGACUACGCCGCCCUCUCAACCACCAGCACUGGUCUCCCACUUGCCGAGCUCUUCCACCAAGUUACUCAAUCCGCCGGAGGAGCAUUCGGCCUCACCUUCAUCCUGUUCAUCGCCCUGGGCCCCUGCGUCAUCUCUUCACAGCUAUCCACCUCGCGAGUGCUCUGGGCUUUUGCUCGCGAUGGAGCGAUGCCCUUUUCCCACAUCUGGAGUCGAGUCAGUCGACGCUUCGGCAUCCCUUUCAACGCACAAUUACUCGUUGCGUCCGCCAACGCUGUCCUCGGGUGUCUAUACUUGGGCAGUAGCACCGCCUUCAAUAGCAUGCUGGGUGCGGCCGUGACCAUCAACAAUGUGGCCUACUUGGUUCCCAUCGCCACGAAUAUGUUGACUGGACGAUCGAACAUGCACCGCGGAACGUUUCACAUGGGGAAAUGGGGCUGGCUGGUGAAUGGGAUCACGGUGUGUUGGCUAGUAUUUGCCAUUACAUUUUUCAGUUUCCCGUAUACUAUGCCGCUGACGGUUCAGAAUAUGAACUAUACUUGUGUGGUGGUUGGGGGGUUGCCCAUUUUCAUCCUGUUGUGGUGGGUUGUUGGGAGUAGACAGUAUAAGGAGAAGAUUGCGGCUGCGAAGGAGGAAUGA
Penicillium diatomitis is the source of this 1530-nucleotide messenger RNA. RefSeq lists its product as uncharacterized. NCBI's taxonomy places the organism in Eukaryota, Fungi, Ascomycota, Eurotiomycetes, Eurotiales, Aspergillaceae. The record is from RefSeq and is a predicted model, not a curated record. Gene Ontology annotation, cellular component: membrane. Gene Ontology annotation, biological process: transmembrane transport. Bases 1 to 1530 code for a protein of 509 amino acids. The transcript has 5 exons. Gene Ontology annotation, molecular function: transmembrane transporter activity.